Messenger RNA from Morchella sextelata, 2367 nucleotides. RefSeq lists its product as uncharacterized. The transcript is spliced from 5 exons. Gene Ontology annotation, cellular component: condensed chromosome, centromeric region. The record is from RefSeq and is a predicted model, not a curated record. Gene Ontology annotation, molecular function: histone binding. The coding region runs from base 1 to 2367 and encodes 788 amino acids. Gene Ontology annotation, biological process: meiotic chromosome condensation; mitotic chromosome condensation. Lineage: Eukaryota; Fungi; Ascomycota; Pezizomycetes; Pezizales; Morchellaceae.
AUGGACGACGCCGACCGCGCCGACUUCGACCUCAAGCUCUCGCUCAAGCACUACCUCGACGCCCCCGCCACCGUGCCCACCCCCGACGCCCACCCCGACCUCCUCGACGCCGAGUCCGACCCCGCCUCCCUCUCCAACGCCCAGCUCACCCCCAUCCUCGAGGCCAUCAUCGACUCUGUCGCCGCCUCGCCCGACGCCAUCGCGCGAUCCUCAACCCUCGACUCGCUGCAAUGCCUCCUCAAACUCUUCCCCACGCUCCCCACCCCCGCAAUCGGCAAGAUCGUCGACCUCAUCACCUCCGGCCUCUCCGCGCAAUCCGACAUCCUCGCCUCCGAGAUCGACCACGCCUCCCCCGAGUCCCUCUCCGAGCACCGCCUGCUCCUCGAGAUCUACGGCUUCCUCACGCAAUGGGCCGUCACGGCCGUCGAGUCGCGCGCCGCCGCCGCCGCCGCAUCCUCCACCACCACCACCACAACCACCGCGGCGCGCGCAAAGGGAAAGGGCAAAGGCAAAGCGUCGCAGCAGCAGCAGAGCUGGGACUCGGCGACCCACCUCCUGGCGGCCCUGGAGACGAUGUGUAAGGUGCUGAGGCUCAAGCUGCUGCGCGUGUUUGUGACGACGAGUGAGCGCGACACGUUUGUGAGCCUGUUUACGAGGCCGGCGUAUGUGGUGCUGGAGAGCGAGGCGAGGGUCAAGAAUACGGCGGUCAGGAUGUAUUUGUUUAAGGUGCUGUGUAUUGCGGUGAAGCAUCAUGGGCAUGCGUUUGGCGCCCAAACAUCCAUCGUCCAGAACCUAACCUACUUCGAGCACCUCUCAGAGCCCAUGGCCGAGUUCCUACAGAUCCUCUCCGAGCAAUACGACUACCCCCAGCUCGUCGACGAGAUCCUGCGCGAGCUCUCAAACAAAGAAUUCAACAGCAACGACACGCGCGGCCCCAAGUCCGUCUCGGGCUUCAUCAUCAAGCUCUCCGAGCUCGCCCCGCGCCUCGUAAUCAAGCAGAUGACGCUCCUCAUCAAGCUGCUCGACAGCGAGUCCUACAACCUCCGCUGCGCCGUCCUCGAAGUCCUCGGCAACCUCAUCCUGGACCUGACCCGCACGGCCCCCUCGCACCCGCACACAAAGGCGCAGAUGAAGUCCUUCUUCGACGUUCUCGAGGAGCGCUUCCUCGACGUCAACCCCUACUGCCGCUCCAAGACGAUCCAGGUGUACAUCACCAAGCUGCUGGACCUCGACAACAAGUUCCCGAAGCGCCGGCAGAAGGCGGCGGAUCUUGCGUUGAGGAGCUUGCAGGAUAAGAGCAGCAAUGUAAGGAGGAAUGCGGUGAGGCUGCUGGCGAGGCUGGUGGGGACCCAUCCGUAUGGCGCGCUGCAUGGCGGGACGCUGAGGAUGAGGGAGUGGGCGGAGAGGCUGGCGGGCGUGGAGAGGGAGCUGGGCGCGCUGCAGCCGCCGCCGGGGAUGGAGAAGGCGGCGGUGGGGGAGGAGACGGUGGAUCCGGCGCUGCUUGAUGACGCUACGAUGGUGGAGGGUGAAGAUGACGACGACAACGAAGAAGACCAAGAAGAAGUGGAGGAAGGCGAAGACGGCGAACCUAAGACCCCGCGCCGCAAGAACAAGAAGGCGUCAGCGGCGACACCGGCGGGGCCGACGACCCCGCAGGUGCAGCAGAUGAUGGCGAACUCGGAGGAGAUAUCGCGGCUGCAGCUGACGAGGAGGUAUUAUGCGGAGGCGGUGAGGUUCAUACAGACGGUGCAUGAUGCGUCGAGGCUGGUGUGCCAGCUGCUGGGGUCGAAGAAUAAGAGUGAGGUGGUGGAGGCGAUGGAUUUCUUUAGGGUGCUGGAUGUGCAUAAGGUUGAGACGGCGAAGGACGGGAUCCGGCGCAUGCUCCGUCUCAUCUGGACCAAAGGCAACAGCGACGAAGGCAAGGGCAUCCAAUCACACCUCAUCGAGGUGUACAAGGACCUCUUCUUCGACGCGCCCGACACCUUCUCGCCCAAUGAGACGGCAAACUUCAUCGCGCGCAACAUGAUCUCGCUGACGUUCGACACCACGGCCGCCGAGCUAACCUGUCUCGAGCAGCUGCUCUCCAAGAUGAUGAAGGAGGGCCAUGUCAGCGAUCUCGUCGUGCACAAGCUCUGGCAGAUCUACGGCGUCCAGAAGCGCGAAAUCAGCAAGAACCAGCGCAGGGGCGCGAUCAUCGUCCUAGGCAUGCUAGCGCACGCAGAGCCCGAAAUCGUCGUGAGGGAGCUGGAAACAAUCCUCAGGAUUGGCCUGGGCCGCUAUGGUAGGGCUGACCUGGGUCUGGCUAGGUAUACGUGUUCGGCUUUAAGACAUAUUAGCCCUGUUGGGAGGGCGGCGAAAGGUGAGUAA